AUGGCGAGCACGAUAGCAUCAGAAUAUUCGAACGAGGUCAAGAAUGUGCCAAUUGAACACCAGUUCAACCCUUACUCCGACAACGGUGGUACAAUCUUGGGAAUAGCUGGCGAGGAUUUCGCCGUUUUGGCGGGAGAUACAAGACACACGACAGAUUACUCGAUCAAUUCGAGAUACGAGCCCAAAGUGUUUGACUGUGGGGACAACAUUUUGAUGUCGGCAAACGGGUUUGCCGCAGACGGAGUGGCGUUGGUAAAAAGGUUCAGAAAUAGUUUGAAAUGGUACCAUUUCGAUCAUAAUGACAAGAAACUGUCGCUACAAUCGGCAGCGAGAAGCAUCCAGCAUUUACUUUACGGGAAAAGGUUUUUCCCAUACUACGUGCACACGAUGAUUGCUGGGCUAGACGAGGAAGGUAAAGGAGCCAUUUACUCUUUCGACCCAGUCGGUUCUUACGAAAGAGAGCAGUGCAGUGCUGGUGGCGCCGCUGCGCCACUGAUCAUGCCGUUCUUGGACAACCAAGUCAAUUUCAAGAACCAAUAUCAACCAGAUAGCCAAGGAACGAAGCGUCGCGACAAAAAAUAUUUGAACAUCGACGAAGUCAUCAAGCUUGUGCGCGACGCGUUCACGUCGGCCACAGAGAGACACAUUCACGUUGGUGACGGGCUGGAAAUACUGAUUGUCACAAAGGAAGGUGUGCGCACGGAGUACUACGACUUGAAAAAGGACUGA
Molecule: messenger RNA, 729 nt
Organism: Lachancea mirantina
Lineage: Eukaryota; Fungi; Ascomycota; Saccharomycetes; Saccharomycetales; Saccharomycetaceae
Source: the annotation of a GenBank genome assembly